AUGGCAUCAGAGGAGCUAGUGAUCACAUCAGUGGAGCUAGUGAUGGCAUUAGUGGAACUAGUGGUGGCUUCAGUGGGACUAGUGAUGGCUGAUGACAACAGUGGAACUAGUGAUGGCAUCAGUGGAACUAGUUUUGGCAUCAAUGGAACUAGUGAUGACAACAGUGGAACUAGUGAUGGCAUCAGUGGAACUAGUGAAGUCAUUAGUGGAACUAGUCGUGGCAUCAGUGGAGCUAGUGGUGGCAUCAGUGGAGCUAGUGACAACAUCAAUGGAACUAGUGGUGGCAUCAUGGUGGCAUUAGUGGGCUUCAGUGAUCGCACUAGAGAGCUAGUGAUAGUCCAGGUGGCAUCAGUGGAGUGGUGGGCAUCAGUUGAACUAGUGAUGGCAUCAGUGUAG
Messenger RNA from Homarus americanus (American lobster), 396 nucleotides. RefSeq lists its product as uncharacterized. The coding region runs from base 1 to 396 and encodes 131 amino acids. The record is from RefSeq and is a predicted model, not a curated record. NCBI's taxonomy places the organism in Eukaryota, Metazoa, Arthropoda, Malacostraca, Decapoda, Nephropidae. The transcript is spliced from 3 exons.